Molecule: messenger RNA, 394 nt
Organism: Neurospora tetrasperma FGSC 2508
Lineage: Eukaryota; Fungi; Ascomycota; Sordariomycetes; Sordariales; Sordariaceae
Exons: 1
Coding region: 1-303 (100 amino acids)
Source: RefSeq, a predicted model, not a curated record
AUGGCAAACGACUCUAGACCGACCCAGCAAGGCUUUGUCCCCCCCGAUUCACACCCCCAUCACCCCCAAACCCCGGCAAGCAACACCGGUUUGUUCAGUCCCAAGACUCCGCACACCUAUUCCUCGACGGCGGCUAGCCUGAUGCACAUUCAAGAGGACAUGUAUCAUGCCUAUCCACUUUCAUACCCCCGCAUGGUCCUCGAGCCAGUACCACAAUACGUGCCGCUCGUUAUCCUGAUCCUGGGCUACUCUCUAGGAGCGAAGGAGGCUUGCUCAUAUGAGUUGCUCGCCUUCCAGUACUAGAAAACCCGUAUCCUUGCCCCACGAUCUGCCGUCUCAACCUUCUACUUCUUCGUUUCAGACGUUCUCAGUCUGCUGCUUGUAUUUAUUUGAG